AUGGAAACCGCCGGGGAUGCGGCUGGGCCGAAUAGUCCAAACGGGACAUCUGGUCAGAAAAGAACGCGCGCUUAUGGCGAGGAGCUGAAGGGCUUGACACCCGAUCGUGAAAGCGACGCUGGCGAGUCGCCGUCGGCGAAAAGACGCAGAAGAAGCUCGUCUCAACCAGAGCCGGAAAUACCACACGCAGAUGACCUAGAUGAUGGCGAGAUAGUGGAACUGUCCGUCGCUGGUCAAGCUGCACCUCACCCAGAGACUGCUGCAAUUCCAGAGGCAGAGGUACCACAGCAUGAUUCUAAUGGUCAGCCGGAAACAGGUUCGCACAACGAGCCAACACCUGGUGCGAGCUCCGCAGAACAGCAGUCUGCGGACUCUCAUCCAGCUGUAGCCCAGACAACCCCAGAUGCUUCCGGUGCGGAACCAUCCAAGUCCAAGCAGGACAAAGAUAAGUCCCACCCUUCCAGUGGUGGUGGGAACCAAGGCGUAGGUCUAAGCCUACGGACCUCAUUUGCAAAGGCACCGCCCAAGGCGAACCUUUCCAAGAGUGAGGCCAACUCACCAGCCAUUGUCUCCUUCCCGAUGAUGAACAAGGAUUGGAAGAUCAACGCAGCUAGAUUCGAACAGCUGGCCUGCGAUAAUGAGCUGAAUCACGGCGAACGCUUCAGACCGCACUUUUGGAGAAACUGGAUGCGGGACAAUCUUGAGCGCAUUAUCCUCGCAUUCCAGGAAGAGAAUGAAUUCUCCUUGACAUCCGUGAGUAGUUCUGCGAAAAGGGUCAAACUGAUUCGUAAUGCUCUGAAUGCCCUUGUCGGCCCGUCAGGAGGUAUCUUGAUAGGGACCAAGAAGGACAAGGCCUCAGCACGGAGCGCUGCGAAGCCAGUCUUUGAUGAGCUCACUCCUAAGAUGAUCAAACUCGUCAAUGAUUCCUCAAAGCAGCACGAGGUUGUAUCUGGGGAAAGUACAGAGCUUGUCGAAUCUUCCUCAAAACAGCAGUAUACUGUACCUGAGGACAGUACGACGCCCUCAGAACACCAGGUCACGUCCCCUGAUGAUGGCGAAGAUGAAAAGAGCGUUCAUGUGGACGUCUCUGCCACAGAGAUCCCAGCACUUACUGCAGAUGAGCUCGAACAUCGCAAGCUUUAUUUCCCCGGUUCAGAGAACAACCCACUCUUCUGUACACAUUGUGUGAGCACGAAGCACGCAUCCGACAGCUGCCCUCAGCUUCUCUGUCAGUUUUGCGGAAGCGCUGAGCAUACGCGUUACGGAUGCCCCACGAAGCAAAGAUGUACCAAAUGCCAUCAGAUAGGCCAUGCGAACACCACAUGUCAUGAGAAGAUUGCCUUGGCCCGAGAGGAGAGAGAGCCAUGUGCCAUUUGCGGGUCUCCUCAUACUGAGGAUCAGUGUGUUGAGAUUUGGAAAAGUUUCAACCAUACCGAGGUGGAGAUCAAAAAGGUGAAAACAAUCCCAUGCUUCUGCUAUACCUGCGGAAAUGAAGGCCAUUAUGGCCCUGAAUGCGGGCUCGCUACCAAAGGAAGCGACUUGGCCAUUGAUUUGCGCAUCUGGUCCUCAGCUAUCCGCGACCUCUAUGUUGAUCCGGCCAGCCCCAACUCUGCCAUCGCCUGGAUUGGGUCAGAUCCGAGUCAAAUCAAACCGGGUCAGAACUUCAAUAUUCGAGGACAGGCCACGAAGAAGACGCACAUUUAUUAUGUUUCCAGCGACGAUUCUGACGACGGUUUCAUCCAUGAGCCAGUCCAAAAAAGUGGUUCUCGUGGCAACAUCCAAAUCAAUACCAACCUCAGCCGCCCUGGUCCGCCGAAGCGCGGUGGGUUUAGUAGCCUUCGCCGCCAGGACAGUCAGCGUCGGCAGGGACAACGUGAGUUCUCUCCUCCGCCUCCGCCGCCGCCGGCAUACUACCAAGCCAACGGAUCCUGGAACCCACCGCUCCCCUCUGGACCUCCACCUCCCAUGCCGGAAGCUUACACAUUCCAAGGCAACACGGCGUCGCUGCCGCAUCCGCCACCCGGAACUCUACCUCCCCGACCGUCAAAUCAAGGCUCAAGGAAUGCCAGUAGUGGGAGGGGCCAUCGGCCUCGCCGCGGUCGAGGCCGGGGGAAUAGAUAA
Messenger RNA from Pestalotiopsis fici W106-1, 2121 nucleotides. RefSeq lists its product as uncharacterized. Gene Ontology annotation, molecular function: zinc ion binding; nucleic acid binding. The record is from RefSeq and is a predicted model, not a curated record. Lineage: Eukaryota; Fungi; Ascomycota; Sordariomycetes; Amphisphaeriales; Sporocadaceae. The transcript has a single exon. Bases 1 to 2121 code for a protein of 706 amino acids.